UUUCAGAAACUAUGGCUCAUGUUGCUUUCAAUUUGCUCCAUCUUCCGGCAAAAACUCUACGAAAUGUUUUUCAACUCAUGUCACAUUCGGAAUUGUUCAUCUUCUCUUUUGCAUCUAUAUGCGCUAAACGCCUUGUGAAAUCUAUGAAUUUUGAGAUGUUGGAGUUAGAUUUGGUCUAUAGUAGACCAUGUAAACUGAAAAUAAGUUUUGGUGAGCAUGAAGAAUUUAUCAUCGAAUUUGAUGAAUUUGGAACGCUGUCUAAACAGGAACCAUCGGAUGCGUUUGUAUUUCUUAUUGCGUAUAAGCUUGAUAUCCGCGAUUGCAUCAAUCACGUUCUCGAAGUUUAUAAAAUAUCAAAGUUACAUACAUUGAAAGUUAUUGGAGCCAUCAACAACCCUCAGAAUUUACUGAAAAUAAUCGGAAAGUUGGAUCUCAAAGUUCUAUGGAUAUUUUUCAAUUUUAGUGAAAACAGCACAACCAUUUCGGUCUAUCGCGAGAUCCUAAAUCACCUUGGUGCUCGCUGUGAUGUUGUGAGCAUUUAUAAUUUGUCAAUCGACAUUUCGAUCCAAUACCUACUUUCCCGUGACUGGAAUUACAUCAACCUUGCUCCUUAUCAACCUAUCUCUGCGGAUUACUUGUUAUCACUCAACUCUCGAAAGUUUUCUAGUGGGAAAGCUCUAAGUUCGAAAGAAGUCAACAUAUUCCUUAGGCACUGGAUAAGAGGAUCUCAUCCAAACCUGGAAUACAUCAAAUUAUCGGUGAAUGCAGUAGAUCGUGAAAUUAUCUUUAAGAACGUCCCAUACUACUUGGCAGAUUAGUAUCAAAAGAGGAAAUUUGUUGAACCUAAUGGAAAAAUCAAAGCGUACUGGAACAAAAGCCGUAGUCUUUGUUGACCGUUAUACAUUUAUUUUGUAUUAUUCACCAUGGCAUUUUUCAAAAAUUUGAAUAAAGAACAUCUCAUCUUCAAAGC
Messenger RNA from Caenorhabditis elegans, 970 nucleotides. It is a transcript of the gene fbxb-56, whose product is annotated as F-box domain-containing protein. The coding region runs from base 12 to 818 and encodes 268 amino acids. The transcript has 2 exons. NCBI's taxonomy places the organism in Eukaryota, Metazoa, Nematoda, Chromadorea, Rhabditida, Rhabditidae. The record is from RefSeq and is marked reviewed.